AUUUGGAGAAUUACAAAAAAUAGAUGGGUUUCUUAACAUUUCUUAACGCGUGAUUUCGUCAGAUUUUUCUUGAUUUCUUCAUUGACGAUUGCAUCAUUACACGUGAAGUCCGCACUUGGAUUAAAAAAAAUUGUGAAUUAAUAUUUUAUAAAUUGUUUGAAAAGUUAUUAAUUAAUUAACCAAUUAAAAUGUUGGCUGCAUCAAGAUUAUUGACACGCAAUUGCGUUGAAUUUUCUCAAGGAAAGAGAUGUUUUAGUGCAUUAGUUAAAAAUGUAAAUUCAACUGCAUACUAUGCACCCAACAACAACAACGAAGUUACUCAAUACAGAUAUAAAUCAGACAAAGUCAGUGGUAAUGUUAUAGGAAUUGACUUGGGUACAACAUUCUCCUGUGUAUCUGUUUGGGAAGGUGGUGCAGCUAAAGUUAUUGAAAAUUCCCAAGGCUCAAGAACAACACCAUCAUAUGUUGCCUUUGCUGAAGAUGGUACUCAACUUGUUGGUAUUCCAGCAAAACGUCAAGCCAUCACCAACCCACAAAACACAUUUUAUGCUACCAAAAGAUUGAUUGGACGUAAAUUCAAUGAUCCAGAGAUCCAAAAAGAAAUUAAAACAUUGUCAUAUAAAAUUGCUCCAGCAUCAAAUGGAGAUGCCUGGGUUCAAGAUAAAUCUGGCAAAUUACAUUCCCCAAGUCAAAUUGGAGCUGCUGUAUUAAGAAAAAUGAAAGAAACUGCUGAAGCAUAUUUACGUACACCAGUUAAAAAUGCAGUCAUCACAGUACCAGCUUAUUUCAAUGAUUCUCAACGUCAAGCAACCAAAGAUGCUGGUCAAAUUGCUGGUUUAAAUGUUCUCAGAGUUAUCAAUGAACCAACAGCAGCUGCUCUUGCCUAUGGCAUGGACAAAACAGAAGACAAAAUCAUUGCAGUCUAUGACUUGGGUGGUGGUACCUUUGAUAUCUCAGUUUUAGAAAUUCAAAAAGGUGUCUUUGAGGUCAAAUCAACAAAUGGUGAUACAUUCCUUGGUGGUGAAGACUUUGACAAUACUCUUGUUAAUUAUUUGGCCAGUGAAUUUAAAAAGGAUCAAGGAAUUGAUAUUACCAAGGAUCAACAAGCUAUGCAACGUCUCAAAGAAGCUGCUGAAAAAGCAAAGAUUGAAUUGUCUGAUGACUCACAGACUGACAUCAACUUGCCAUACUUGACCAUGGAUGCUACUGGCCCAAAACAUUUCAAUCUUAAACUUACAAGAAGCAAGUUUGAAGCACUUGUUGCUGAUUUGAUCAAGCGUACAAUUCAACCUUGCCAAAAAGCUAUCAGUGAUGCUGAAGUCAAUAAAUCUGAAAUUGGAGAAGUACUUCUUGUUGGUGGUAUGACAAGAGUACCAAAAGUUCAACAAACUGUACAAGAGAUCUUUGGUCGUCAACCAUCUAAGGCUGUAAAUCCUGAUGAAGCUGUUGCCAUUGGUGCUGCUGUCCAAGGUGGUGUUCUUGCUGGUGAUGUCACUGACGUUCUUCUUCUUGAUGUUACUCCACUUUCACUUGGUAUUGAAACACUUGGUGGUGUAUUCACAAAAUUGAUCACACGUAACACAACAAUUCCAACAAAAAAGAGUCAAGUCUUUUCAACAGCUGCUGAUGGACAAUCACAGGUUGAAAUCAAAGUACACCAAGGAGAACGUGAAAUGGCUGCUGACAAUAAAAUGUUGGGUCAAUUUUCAUUGAUUGGUAUUCCACCAGCACCAAGAGGUGUACCACAAAUUGAAGUUACAUUUGAUAUUGAUGCCAAUGGUAUUGUACAUGUAUCAGCUCGUGAUAAGGGUACUGGCAAAGAACAACAAAUAUCAAUUCAAUCCAGUGGUGGUUUAAGCAAAGAUGAAAUUGAAAACAUGGUCAGAAAUGCUGAAAAGAAUGCCAAAGAAGACAAAAUCAAGAGAGAUCGUGUCGAAGCUCUUAACCAAGCUGAAAGUAUUAUCAAUGAUACUGAAAGUAAAAUUGAAGAAUUUAGAUCACAAUUACCAGGUGAAGAGUGUGAUAAAUUAAAUGGUCUUGUUAGCAAACUCAAAGAAACACUUGCCAACAAAGACAACGCAGACCCAGAAGAAAUUAAAAAACAAACAAAUGAAUUACAACAAGCUAGUCUCAAGCUUUUCGAGAUGGCAUACAAAAAAAUGGCUGCUGAACGUGAAAGCAACCAAGCUAACCAAGGCAACCAAGAUCAACAACAACCAGAAGGUGAAAAGAAAGAAGAGAAGAAUUAAUAAUUAUCCAAGGCCUAGUUAAUUUUUUUUUUUACCAUUUAAAACUGAUGUCAACAUCUACAAUCAGAUAAUUUUUUUUUUUUUUUUAUAUUUAAAUUAAAAAUAUAAAAUUGUACAACUUUUAUAGUUGAACUCUUGUCAUGUUGACGAGUCAUACUGAUGAUUAACAUAUUACCUUACAA
Molecule: messenger RNA, 2431 nt
Organism: Aphidius gifuensis
Lineage: Eukaryota; Metazoa; Arthropoda; Insecta; Hymenoptera; Braconidae
Product: heat shock 70 kDa protein cognate 5-like
Exons: 3
Coding region: 189-2249 (686 amino acids)
Biological process (GO): protein refolding; cellular response to unfolded protein
Cellular component (GO): cytoplasm; mitochondrion
Molecular function (GO): ATP-dependent protein folding chaperone; ATP hydrolysis activity; heat shock protein binding
Source: RefSeq, a predicted model, not a curated record